GUAUUUGUAUGAACAAAAUGCACAUUUAUUUUAAGUUAUCCCUUCAAACCAAAAACAAUAAUGUGGUCUCUCCUUCUUCCUCAUUUUUCCUACAAAUCUGAGGCCUUGGGAGGGGGCUAAUGGCACUGUCGCCCCCCCUUAAUCCGCGCCUGUAUUUGCUUGUCAAGUGUGACACCAUUUUUGUGGAUCCAAUCACCGAAUCACCCGUAACAGAGUGGAGAGUGGUCAUAAUGCAUGUGUAUUUGACAAAGUGAAAUUUCUGUAUGAAACUAACUCAAGUCAAAUGACAGUGAGGAUAUCUAUGUGCAAAAACUCUUGUUUAUCUGUUUGACACGCUUCACUGCACGUAGAGGUUAUGUUUAUAAGUUGCUUAUCCAAGUGUCAAAGUUUAAUUUGCCUAAACAGGAAAUUAGAUCUAUAAAUAAUUCAAGCAUACAAUUCCAAUUAUAAUACAAUACCUAUAGUAUGUAAUGUCCAGAUUCAUAUUUAGGUCAGCUCUUGGAAAAACCAAAUAUCCAAGCAUAAUACUGAAUCAAAUACCACAAUCCACACCAUCUAGCCUACACACAUCAGCUGUAAACAUGGCUAAAGAAAUCAGUAAGGAGGAAAUACGGAAAAGGCUGACACCUCUACAGUAUCAAGUAACACAGGAAAAAGGGACUGAAAGACCAUUCUCUGGUUGCUAUAACAAAACAUAUGAUGCUGGAACAUAUGCUUGUAUAGUAUGUGAACAACCCCUCUUUAGCUCAGAAACGAAGUACGAUAGUGGUUGUGGAUGGCCAGCUUUCAAUGAUGUGUUGGACCAAGGAAGGAUCAAGCUGACACCUGACUUGAGCGGAGUGGGUGCAAACCUUUUACUCCUAAUAUCCCAACCAGGUAGGGUACGGACCGAGGUGACCUGCGCCCAGUGUGGCGCCCAUCUUGGACAUGUGUUCGACGAUGGACCACCGCCAACGAGGAAGAGGUUUUGCAUCAACUCUGCUUCAAUGAAUUUCAUACCGAAAAAGGAUGGGAAAGCAGGAGAUAGCUAGGAUAUUUUUGUAUUUUCUUUUCAUGUCAGUUUUUGUGUUCUCGAAUGUAAUGGUCGUUUCAUUAGAGAGGAUUACGUCACACAUUAGAUAACAUGUAUGAGUGAACAACAUAAAGGCUCUAAAAGCUAUGGUAUGAGCAUAGAUAAAUUACUGCAUUUGUCUUAAGUUAGUUCCCCAUCAAUUUGUGUUGUCGAAAUGACUUGCUAGUGAAACGACUUAUUGUUUCAUUGAUCAAUUUGGUUAGAAAGUUAAGCAUAUGCCACUUAAACGAUUUCAGAUUUUUGCUAUAAAAAAUACAGCAAAAUGUUCAGUUAUGCCUAAAUAAUUGAAAUUAUAAUUCUUGUUUUUAUUGUGCUCGAAAAUUAUAAAAACCGCCUAAAGCGCAGAUGAUAUUAUCAUUUAUUAUUGAUUCUGGUAAAAUAAUGGGCCUACUAUAAAUACUACAUUACUAAAAAUAUGCAUUGGGAGCGUUUAGCAAACCUGAAGAGGUCCAACAGUGCAGCACUUUUAUGCUUAAUAGCAGUAGCCGUGACGAUUUGCAUUAUGAAUCUUUUUUUAUAUAUACACCAGUUACCACGAAGGUCCAAGGCCUAACACCCAUGGGGUAUCGUGGGGCUAUAGGGGGACGCCACACGGACUCUAGCGAGGGAACAUGCACACAUUCUGGCCCCGCCUUAGAGAUCCGCCGGGUGGUACCUCCGCGUAAGACAGUCUGACAUAGGCUACCACCUCCGGACAAUCACAACAUCCAGAGCCAAGAGAAAAAGUUCUCUUGGGCGGGAUUCGAACCCGUGCAGCGCACGGCGACUGAUUAGGAGACCGUAACGUCUACCACUAUGCCACCGCUGCUGCCUGAGCCGCCAUCUGACAGUCAAGUGAAAACUGCUCUCAAACUGAUAAAGCUAUAUGCCAUUGCUGCACUGCUGGACCGCUUUACAUUGGCUGAAUGUUCUCAUUGAUUUGGUAACUACUCUACAAAGUGAUCAGAUGAAGGGAUAUACAGUUCAUAUUGACGAUAAGAUAUAAAUGUCGCAAUUUCGUUGAGGAUAGAAGCACUUGUGUUAGUUUUGAACCCUGAAUUGUUUGCUUACCUGGUGAUAUAAUUGUCUACUUCUAAUUGAACUGUGAAUUGUAAAUCUCACAUCAGGCCUAGUAGUUGCUUUAUAUCAAAAGCAGUUUUCAUUAGUUAUUCCAUGGGUAGUUUGCUUCGAUUUACACGGAAGCACAAUUUAGUCUUUAUGGGGCAAUCGUGUAGGAUCGCCAUGACCUACCUGUUGAUACUGGUUAUUCUUCUAACAAUGACAUCAUGUACUGUCAUGAAGAUCAGAAAAAUAAUGUUCUCAUGUUUUGAAAACGGGAUAGAACAAACAAGAACUUUACAUUUAGGUUAAUACUUAAAAUCAUAUAAAGUCUCCGUUCAUGACAGCCAAAGUUAUAAGAUUACAGAGGAACUUAUAUUCCUCGUACUUACGCGCUUAUUUGUUCCCUGAACAAUCAUAGGAAUCUUAACGUACAAAAUAAUAGAAUAAUACAAAAAUAUGCAGUAACCUUUGUUUCUUGCUUGUGUUAAUCUGAAAUACUGAUGAAAUAGGGCUCAAACCACAGUUUUCUGUUUGUUAAUAGCCACCCAAUAGUUUAAUAUCGCAAAGGCAGCUUGAUAAUGUAGUUUAAGAGAAACGUUUAUAGUGGAAAUAAUUUAUUUUUGCUAAGAAAGUGUGAACUGGUUUGUAAAAAUAUUACCGGAUUUACGCAUAUUGUAAACAACUGAAUAAUAUGUUGAUGCUGCUUUAAAAUUAUAGAAUUGUACUGCAGAUUAAUUUCAGGUGUAUACUAAUAUAAAAUAUGUAAUUUAUCUUUUUAUGGCGUAAAAAUGCUAUUUGUGAAUAAAAUUGCACUAUCACCAUGUCUGAAGUUUAUAAUAUUUGAAUGAAAUGAACAUGUGAUAAAAUACUAUUCUGUAUAUAGUAAUUUUUAUUAAUAAAGCUGGUUUAAAU
Acanthoscelides obtectus is the source of this 3025-nucleotide messenger RNA. NCBI's taxonomy places the organism in Eukaryota, Metazoa, Arthropoda, Insecta, Coleoptera, Chrysomelidae. The record is from the annotation of a GenBank genome assembly.